AUGGUGGGCUGGGGGGUGGCGGUUCUAUGCUUGUGGGUCUCCUGCGGCGCUGCCGCCGAACAGCUGGAGUACUUAGUGUUGGAGGAGACGGAGCGGGGCGUAGCCGUAGGCAAUGUUGCCGCGGACUUGGAGCUGCCCGCGGCCGCUCUGUCCUUGCGGAACUUUCGCUUCCUUUCCAGCCACCGCGAGCUCUACUUCGGGGUGGACCUGGCCAACGGUAGUUUGGUGGUCCGAGAACCGGCGGACCGCGAGCAGCUGUGCGGAACCAAAGCUGCCUGCGUCUUGACCUAUGAGCUAGUCCUCGAGGACCCGCUGGAACUGCAUAAGAUACACGUUCACGUCCUGGACGCCAAUGACAACUCACCUCUCUUCCCUGCCGGGGACGUGCAGAUGCACAUCCCGGAGUUCCUGGCGCCUGGAGCCCGAUUUACUCUCCCUAGUGCUCAAGAUACCGACGAGGGAAGCAACGGAGUACUAAGCUACAGCCUGAGCUCCAGCCAGCACUUUCGCUUGGACAUAGGGUCACGGGUAGACGGCAGUGAAUACCCAGAGUUGGUGCUGGAGAAAGCGCUGGAUCGCGAGCAGCGCGCCACCCACCUGCUGGUGCUCACGGCUCGGGACGGUGGGCUGCCCGCGCGUUCCGGAGACGCACAAGUCACCAUCAUCGUGGUGGACACAAACGACAACACGCCUGUAUGCAAGCGCUCCGUAUACCGCACGAAGGUGCCAGAGACUGCGCCCAAUGGGACUGUGUUAUUCCGAGUUCAGGCCUCAGAUCCGGAUGAAGGCUUCAAUGGGGAAGUCCGAUACUUCUUAAGCAACAGCACACAAGCAGAGCUGCGACAUCGCUUUCACGUGCACCCUGAAAGUGGGGAGGUACUGGUAGCUGCUUCACUAGGACCGCCUGAAACGCUGUUGGAGGCGUACAUCGAGGCGAGGGACAAAGGCACCUUCGGUCUAGCUAGCACCGCUAAACUGCUGGUGGAGGUGACUGAUGUAAACGAUCAUGCCCCUGAGGUGAACUUCAUGACUCUCUCCAGCCCAGUACCUGAGGACGCCAUCCCUGGCACAGUGAUUGCUCUCCUCAGUGUAAAGGACGAGGACCUUGGUCCCAAUGGUAGGGUAACUUGUAGCAUGUCCAGCGGAGGCCCUUUUCAGUUGAAGCCUUCCUUUGACAACUACUACAGUCUGCUAACAGAUGGGCCUCUAGACCGGGAGCAGAUCAGUGAAUACCAGGUUCUGAUCACUGCCUCAGAUGGUGGCUCGCCCCCACUUAGCACUCAAAGGACACUCACUGUGUCAGUUGCUGAUGUGAACGACAAUACACCAAGCUUUCCUCAAGCACAACAGGAACUUUUCGUGCCUGAAAACAAUAACCCUGGGGCCUCUCUAGGCCGUGUGGUUGCCCAGGACCCGGACCUGGGGAAGAAUGGCCUUGUCUUUUAUGAUCUGUUGGAUAUUACCUCUGAUAGGCCACCAGCCUCUAGCUUGGUGGCAGUGGAAUCAUCCAGUGGGGCUAUCACUGCCAAAACUUCCUUUGACUUUGAACGGCUCAGGGGAUUUCGAUUCCAGGUGGAAGGCCAGGAUGGAGGCAUUCCUCCCAGAAGUGCCACAGUGACAGUAAACUUGUUUGUGGUAGAUAGGAACGACAAUGCUCCAGUCAUCUUGUUUCCCUUGCCUAGAAAUGGCUCUGUUCCAGUAGAAAUUGUGCCCCGCUCUGCCAGAACUGGACAUUUGGUCACAAAAGUGGUAGCAGAGGAUGCAGACAGUGGUUCCAAUGCCUGGCUUUCCUAUCACAUCUCACAGGCUUCUGACUUUAGCCUUUUCAGAAUUUCAGCCAGUGUGGGAGAACUCCGUACUGCUCGCUUAGUUCUUCCCACUGAUGCAGUUAAGCAGAAGGUAGUGGUAAUGGUUCAGGACCAUGGAGAUCCACCACUCUCCUCCUCUGUCAUUCUGGGAGUGUUAUUAAUCAACUCUGCCCCUCAGGUCCUUCCAGACUUUGAAGAUAUCUGGGAGCCAGGAGGGCAGCUUUCUGCCCAGAACUUGUAUUUAGUAAUUGCCCUGGCCUGUAUUUCCUUUUUAUUUUUUGGGUGCUUACUUUUCUUCAUGUGGAUCCAGUUGAGCCAGAGCCCAGGUUGUCACUGUCAGAGCUGCUGUCGCUCUCCAGAGGAUCUGAGGUGUGAAAGGAAGAUGAUUUCAAAUCCUUGCAUGACAUCAGCCACAAUAGAUGUCACUACAAUUGAGAGACUUUCUCAGACUUAUCUCUAUCAGACCUCUCUGGGACUUGGUUCUGAUAAUAACAGUUUGCUUUUGUGUGGGGAGUACAAUGCUGCUGACCUGAGAAAUCUGGCCACUGGGGUAGGACUGAAUUUGCCAAUAUCCUGUAUUCAGAUUCGGAAUAGGAAAGGGGAUCACACACAUGUCAAUGCCAUGGUAAGCAAACUUUAA
This is a messenger RNA of Cynocephalus volans (Philippine flying lemur), 2448 nucleotides long. It is a transcript of the gene PCDHAC1, whose product is annotated as protocadherin alpha subfamily C, 1. Bases 1 to 2448 code for a protein of 815 amino acids. The record is from RefSeq and is a predicted model, not a curated record. The transcript has a single exon. Gene Ontology annotation, biological process: homophilic cell-cell adhesion. Lineage: Eukaryota; Metazoa; Chordata; Mammalia; Dermoptera; Cynocephalidae. Gene Ontology annotation, cellular component: plasma membrane. Gene Ontology annotation, molecular function: calcium ion binding.